AUGAACGGGACGGGCAAGUCGGCUGCCCUCGCGCUGGCCUUGCUCGCCCGGGUCGACGCAGCCAAUCCCGCCACCCAGUGCGUGUGUAUAUGCCCAGUGAGGGAAAUAGCUUAUGGCCUGUGCAGCCUCAUGCGCGCUCUGGGCAAGUUCACAGCCACCACAUUCCUCCUCGUUGUGCCCGGCAUGGCCAAGCCCGAGGGAGGACCCCACCACAUCGUCAUCGGCACGGCCGGCCGGAUAGCCGACAUGGCCCGCAAGCGGCUGCUCGACCUGCGCCAGGUCCGCCUAUUCGCGGCCGACGAGGCCGACCGUUUGCUCGAGGAGCCACGUAAUGACCUGAGGCUCGUUCAGCGGAUGCUCCCGCGCGACUGCCGGGCCGUGUGGGUCGCGGGGACGAAGGUGCAGGUCGAGCUGGUGCCCCAGCCGCGGACGGUCGUGAGCAUGCAGCGGAACCGAUUGGCCCUGACCGGGCGCCAGUUCUACAUUUCGGUCACCGACACUGACGAGUGCAGGCUCGCGGCCCUCGCCGCGCUCUACGCGCGCGUGGUGGUGCCCCGCAGCCUGGUCUUCUGCAGCUCCGACGAUGUGGCCGACCGCCUGGUGCGGGCGCUGAGCGCGGCCGGACACGCCGUGGGGCAGCUGCGCAGCGACGCGGCGAGCGAGGAGUGCCACGCCACCACCCUCGACGUGUUCACGUCCGGCAAAACGCGCGUGCUCAUCGCAACGCAGCUGCUGGAAGGCGAAGGCGGCAUGGCGGAGGCGAUGCUGGUCGUCAACUUCGACGUGCCGCAAGCCGAGCUGCGCAGUGGGCGGGCCUACGCCUCGGCGCAGCACUACAUACGCCGCCCGGGCGUCUUCGGCCGUCCGGGGCUGGCGCUCCACUUUGUCCCCGCCUACUCCACCUCCGGAGAGCUUUGGCAGCGAUCCGGAUUCGACCCACCGCUUCAGGAGCUCUCUCUGGACGCCCUGCCGCACCUGGCCCACAGGCUGCUCAACAGAUUGUCGUAA
Messenger RNA from Acanthamoeba castellanii str. Neff, 1008 nucleotides. Its product is annotated as DEAD/DEAH box helicase domain containing protein. The record is from RefSeq and is a predicted model, not a curated record. Gene Ontology annotation, cellular component: nucleus; cytoplasmic stress granule. Bases 1 to 1008 code for a protein of 335 amino acids. Gene Ontology annotation, biological process: poly(A)+ mRNA export from nucleus. Gene Ontology annotation, molecular function: ATP binding; RNA helicase activity; RNA binding. The transcript is spliced from 6 exons. Lineage: Eukaryota; Discosea; Longamoebia; Acanthamoebidae.